AAAUACGUCCUGACCAUCUGCAUUAUAAUUUCUCCACUGCACGCCCGAUGUUUUACGCCUGACAGUGCACGCCCAGGCGCAGGGCUAAGCAGCCAGGAUGCGUGUGAAGCUCAAGAAGGCGGUUGAGGUGCCUGCACCCAUUCAGGCGUUCCUGGAUGUGGUGCUGGCAAGUCCUCGUGAUGAGCUUCCACGAAUUCUGGAGGGAUUCAAGUGGACCUACGAUAAGGGAGAUUUCAACCAUUGGGUGGAACUAUUUAACCUCUUUGAUGAGGUCUUGGAGGGGGCCAACAAGGACCGGCCGGAGCUGGGCCUCGGCGAGCCUGCGAGCGGGGGUAAACCCGCGUCGGAGCUGCCGCCGUUCCCGGAGGAAACGUGCAUCGCCAUCUUGCGCACUACCUCUGUGAUUCUGGAGCACUGUAGCAACAAGCACCUGUACCAUUCGUCGGACCGCCUGGCGGAGCUCCUGGCGACGGACAGGGAUGAGCUGCUCACAGCCACGCUGCACACACUGGAGGUGAUGGUGCGCAAGACGCAGAGCAGCAGCGUGCGCUGGCAGGGCUCGCGGGAGCUGAACGGCCGCCUGUCGGCGAUGUGCCACCUGUGGGGCGGAGCCGACCAGGGUCUGGACAUGACGGUGUGUGCGUCAGAGGGCGCCACGCCCAGCAAGCAGGCCCUUGCGGAGGCGACCACGCUGACGUUCCAGUUCCACCCCUCGGGCGGCGCCAGCGGCUCGCCCACCACCAUAACGGUGCCGGGCGUGGACCGGCUGGGCGAGUCGGCGCAUGCGCUGGCGGCGCGGCUGUGGCAGCAGCACAACGUGCCGGCGCCGCAGCGGUUCCUGCUGCUGUCCAAGGCGCGUGUGGCCAUGCGCAUGGGCAGCUUGCAGGGCCGGCGCACAGUGGUGACUCAGCGGCUGCUGGCUCACAACAUCCUGCUCAACUCCAUGCCCACGCCGGAUGAGCUGGCGCCGCUGGCGGGCCCGGAGAGCGAGUUUGUGUCGGACCUGGUUUCGCUCAUCGCCGCCGAGUCGGGCGUGCCGGAGCCGCUGCGCUCCCUGGCGCUGCGCUCGCUGGCGGUGCAGCUGGCGGACCGCGGCCGCCACGCCGCCAUCAUUGCCGCCAUCAACAGCGGCGGCCAGAGCGGCUUCCUGUCGCUGCUGCUACACCGCAGCAUCGCCUCGCUCGUGGCGCAGGCGCAGGCGGCGGAGACCGCUGCGGCGGCUGCUGCCGCCGCCGCCGCCGCCUCCAGCGGCGGCGCCGCCGGCGCAGCCGGCGGCAGCGAGGCGGCGCAGCCGCCUCCGGCGGCCGCGGCGGCGGCAGCCGCCGCGUCGGCGCCUCCGGCGCACACGUACAGCCUGGAGUUUGUGGAGUCGCUGCUGGUGCUGGUGCAGAGCCUGGUGACCAGCACGGCGGGCGGCACGGCGCUGGCGGACGCGGGCGUGGCGGGCGCGCUGCUGCCGCUGCUGCGCCUGCGCGGGUCGGACCACGUGGGCCUGGUCACGGCGGCGGUGCGGGUGCUGGAGGGCUACAUCGACUUCGCCGCCGGCACCGCCACCGCCGCCUUCGGCGACGCCAGCAACGGCCUGCAGGAGCUCAUCAACCGCCUCGUGUUCGAGGUCGGGCUGCAGGCAGGCGCGGCGGCGGGAGGCGCGGCAGGAGCGGCAGGAGCGGCAGCAGUGGAGGGCGCCGGCGUGGGAGGAGCGGCGGAGGGCGCGGGAGCCGCGGUGGCGGCGGCGGCUGCACCGGCGGGGCCUGCGGCGACUGAGGCCGCGGCGGAGCUGGCCGCAGCCGCGGCUGGCGGCUGCCUCGCGCAGCGCCAGGCUGCGGAGAAGGCUGCCGCCGCCGCCGCUGCCGCCGCUGCCACGGCCGCGGGCACCAGUGCCGCCGGUGCCAGCAGCGGCGAAGCCGCCGGAACCUCCGCCGCCACGCCGGAGGCGUCGGCGGCGGCGUCGCCGCCAAAGGUGCCCUACGCGCGCACCACGCUGAUCAAGUUCCUGCUUCGCUGCCUGGCGCUGGCGUGCUUCUCUCCGCAGAGCACCGCCGCCUCGCGGCCGCCGGAGGGGGUGCUGCAGGCGCUGUACCGUUCGCUGGGGGUGGUGCUGCGCGACGGCGCGCGCUUCGGCGGCAGCCUGUUCGCGCUGGCAGCCACGGUGGUGAGCGACUGCCUGCACGCCGACCCGCUGCAGUACCGGCUGCUGGAGGAGGCGGGGCUGCCGCAGGCCUACCUGGAGGCGGUCAAGGCUGGCCUGCUGCCCAGCACGGACGCGGUGUGCAGCCUGCCCGGCAUGCUGGUGGCGCUGUGCCUCAACACCGGCGGCCUGGCGCGGGUGCGCGAGGCGCGCGCGCUGGAGGCGCUGCUGCCGCUGCUGACGGGGCGGCGGUACGGCAAGGCACUCAGCGGCGACAGCGCGCAGAUGCUGGGCGCGGGGCUGGAGGAGCUGUUCAGGUUCACUCCCAGCUUGCGGCUGGAGGGCGUGGAUGUGGUCAUCAACACCGUGCGGGCGCUGUGCGUGCUGGGAGGUGAUGAGGCGGAGGUGCAGGCAGCGCGGGAGCAGACAGCAGCAGCCAAGGAGGCCGCGGCAAAGCAGGCGGCGGAAAAGGAGGCGGCUGCAAAGGAGGCGGCAGCCAAGGAGGCGGCGGAGAAGGAGGCAGCAGCUAAGGAGGCGGCAGCCAAGGAGGCAGCGGCCGCAGGCAGCUCCUCCGCUGCUGAGCCCAUGGACACGGACGCGGCUCCUCCGACCGCCGGUGCGGCUGGCGAGCCCGCCGCCGCCGCCACUGCUGCGGGUGCCGACGCGGCUGCCGCGCCAGCGGCCGAUGCCGCCGCCGCCCCCGCCACUGGCGACGCCGCCGCCGCCGCCGCCGGCCAGGCGGAGGGGGAUGCGUUGGCGCAGGCGAUGGACCUGGACCUGGACGCCGCGCCUGCGGCGGACGCCGCCGGCGCGGCCGGCGCCGCCGGCGCCGCCGGCGCAGCUGCGGCGGCGGAGCCGGCGCAGGCGCAGGCGCCUGUGCCGUACGACUUCAGCGCGGUGCUGGAGGAGGCGGCGGGAGUCAAGGACGGCGAUGCGUUCCUGACGGAGACCAUCAGCCACGUGACGCGCAUGCUGGAGGGCCUGGUCACGCACCCCGAGACCAGCCGGCUGCUUGUGGAGCGCGGUCUGUUGGCGCUGCUGCUCAAGCUGCCGCAGCUGCCGCGCCUGCCCUUCACCUUCGCCUUCUCCUCCAGCAGCCACCCGCUGCUCGCGGUGGCGCGCGCGCUGGCGCCCAACCACUCCAGCGUGGCCGCGACCCGCACGGCCGAGGCGCUGGCGGCGGCGCUGCCGGCGGCGCUGGCGAGCGUGGGCGGCAUGGGCCCGGCGGCGUGCGUGCCAGCGCUGCCGGCGGCGGAGCGCCAGGCGUACCUCAAGGCCGUCAGCAGCGCCGCCGGGCUCAUCACGCUGGCGUCGGUGGUGGCGCGCACCUCCACGGGCAUGCUGCAGCAGCUGUCCACUGUGCCGGAGCAACAGCAGCCGGCGGCGGCGGCGGUGGCGGCGGCGGCUGUGCCGCCGGCGGCGGCAGGCGCAGCCGCAGCGCCAGGCGGGGAGGGCGCGGGGGGUGCGGAGCCGAUGGAGGCCGCAGCCGCCACGCCGGCACCCGAGGGCGCGGAGGCAGCGGCAGCGGCGCCAGUGGCAAGCGCGGACGCGGCCGGCGCGUCAGCAUCGACGGCGGCAGCGGCGCCGCCGGCGACAGCUGCGGCGUCGCCAACAGCGCCUGCGGAGCCGGUCCUGGUCCUGAUGGGCCGACUGGAGCGGCUGCUGAUGGCUCAGGCCGACAUUGCUGACGCCUGGGCCAUGCAGAAGGCCGAGGCGGAGAAGGCCGGCAAUGGCAGUGGUGCCGCCGCGGCCACAGCGCCUGGCGGCGCGGCGGGCGCGGCGGCGCCGGCCGCAGCGACGGAGGGCGGCGCACAGGCCAGCGGAAGCGCGGCUGCUGGCGAGGGGCCCGCGGCUAUGGCCACGGAUGCACCAGCCGGCGGCGAGGCGGCGGCGGCGGCUGCUGGUGGCGCUGCUGCCGGCGCUGGUGCCGGUGCGGAUGCCGGCGCACCCGACGAGGCAGGCGGCGACGGCGCAGCCGGGGCCGGCGCAGCCGGCGGCGCCGCAGGCGCCGCCAAGGCCGGCGUCGCGGCGGCGCCCACCAGCCGCCGCUCCCCCGAGGAGCUGUCUCACGACGUGCUGCACCACUCGCUGCUGGCCAUCCGCACCUUCUACAUCGCCGUCGCCAAGGCGGUGCACACCACCGCGCGCCGCGGCGGCCGCGACGACCCCGCGGCGGCGGCGCCCAACCUGGGCAUGCGCGGCGCUGCGCUAUGCCUGGCGCUGACGCUCAAGGGUAACCUGGACCAGGAGCUGCCGUUGCUGACGCCGCCGCUGGCGGCGCCGGCACCGGCGGCGGAGGGUGGCAAGGAGGCGGCGGCGGUAGGCGUGGCGGCGGCGGGUGGUGCGGACGCGGUGGGUGGCGACGCGAUGGCGGUGGACAGCGGCGCGGCUGUGGCGGCGGCUGCGGCGGCUCCACUGAACCGGCGGGCGAUGCACCUGCAGCGGCUGGCGGACGAGGCCUACCACGUGCUGCUGGACUCGCGGCGCCGCUCCUGCCACGUGCUCAUCCUCAACUACUUCGUGGCCAUCGGCGGCAUGGAGUCCCUGGCGCGCCGCUUCGAGCAGGCGUCGGAGAACCUGUGGGCCGUGCUGGAGGCGCAGCAGGCGCAGCAGCAUAAGGAGCAGGCGGCCAAGGCUGGGGAGCAGGGAGCGGUGGCAGCAGCAGGAGAGGCGGCUGCGCCGGCGCCCGAGGCGCCGGCUGCGCCGGGAGGAGUGGCGGCGGCGGCGGCUGACGCCGCCGCCGCGCCGCGUGACGCGUCCAUGAGUGAAGGCGGCGCUGCGCCUGCGGCCGGGGCGGAGGCGGCGGCGGCGCCAGCCGCUGCUGCUGGCACGGCUGCGCCUGCGGCGCCUGCAGCGGUUGCGCCUGCUGCUGCUGCUGCUGCCGGUGCUGGCGCCAGCGGCAGCCGCAGUAGUACCGCCUCCAUGACAGUGCGCAAGGACCCGGUCACUGUGGCGGAGAAGUGCCUCACGUCGUACCUGGCGGUCUAUGAGCAGCUGUCCAACGCGGGCACAAUCUUCUCCACGCCCCAGGCGUCAGUGCUGCUGGCGGCCCCGCUGCCGACCGCUGCGGGCGCCGCCGCACGUGACCAGAUCAAGGACCCGGUGGACGUGAUGCGCGUCAUCCACGCCCGCAUCCUCUCCUCCAUCCUGCCCGUGUGGCGCCACGCCUGCCUGCCCGCCUGCUCCCCGCCCGUCGUGGCCGCGCUGGUCUCCAUCCUGCGCGUCUGCGCCGAGGGCACUAGCCAACAGGCCGUGCUGGCGCUGCGAGCCGCCGGCGGCGCCGCCGCCGGCGCCGGCGCCGCGGGCAUCGGCCGCGGCGCGCUGGGCCGGCCCGUGUUCGCGCCCGACCCGGCUCUGGUGCAGAGCAUCGUGGAGAUGGGCUUCAGCGCCGCCCGCGCCGAGGAGGCCAUUCGCCGCGUGGGCGCCAACAGCGUGGAGGCCGCAAUGGAGUGGCUGGUCAUGCACCCAGAGGAGCCACCGCCGCCCGCGCCUGCGGCGCCCGCCGCCGCGGGUGGCGAGGCCGCCGGCGGUGCAGCCGCCGCUGGCACGGCGGCGGCGGCGGCGCCGGCGCCGGCGGCGCCGGUGCAGGACGACGACACGCGGCUUGGCGCGACGCUGGCGGCGGCGCUGGCGGGCAUCAGCGAGACUGUGGCGGACUUGACGCCGCCGACAGCUCCGCCGCCCAUCGAGGCCACAGCCACCAGCACCACUGAUGCUGCGGGCGCGGCAGCGCCCGCCGCCGCGCCUGCGGCGGCUGACGCCGCCGCUGCCGCCGCCUCUGCGGCGGCGGCGCGGGGCGCGGUGCCAGGUCCGGAGCAGGUUGUUGAAGGCGCCCUGGCCAUCCUUGCCCGCUCCUCCGCCUCCACUGGCUCCAUCUCAGACCUGCUAUACACACUGGCCGCGCGCGACGCCGGCCGCGAGCGCGGCGCCGUCGUGGCGCAGCUCCUGGGCUGUCUCAAGUCCGCGGCGGCCGCCGCCGCAGUUGACGGUGGGAAGCAGACGCUGGCGGCGGCGCGGCUGCUGCUGCUGCUGCUCACACGGGACGCGGCCAGUGUGGAGGCGGCUAGCCAGGCGGGCAUGGCGGAGCUGGCACUGGGGCUGGUCGAGGAGUGGAUGGCGGGCUACGGCAAGGCUGUAGCUGCCGCCACGGCGGCGAGCGCUGCUACUGCCGCUGCAGUACAGCCGGAGGGCGACGCGGCAGCGCCGGCGCCGGUGGCGCUGCCGGAGGAGCUGGUGGCGGGGCUGCGUGUGCCAGUGUGGGUGGAGGCGAUGCUUCUGGUGCUGGAGAUGAUGGCCAACACGGCGCCCCGCCGCACGCCCGCCGCCGCAGCAGCAGGUGCCGCAGCUCCUGCAGGAGCAGCUGGCGGUGCGGCGCCUGCAGGCACGGCUGCCGCCGCCGCCGCCGCUCCCGCAGCGGCUGCCACGGCCGUGCCACCGCCCGCGCAGCCGGCAGACAGCCCCGUCGCCGGCGAGCCCGCCGCCGCCGCUGCGGCUGCCCCUGCGGGGGAAGCCGCAGGUGCCGGCCCCUCCACAGCCGCCGCGCCCGCUGCGGAGCCCGCGGGCGCGCGCACGCCUGCUGCCGGGGCCCCAGCCGGGGCCCCGGCCCCGGCCCCGGCCGCCGCAGGCGGCGCCGCGGGCCUGCUGCCGGCGGCGCUGUCUGAGGCGCUGACCGCGUGGCGUCCCUGCGGCCUGCUGGGCGAGGGCGAGCAGGCGCGGGCCAUGAAGCUGUGCACGGGGCUGCUGCAGGCGCUGCAGACGCACGGCGACAAGUGGUGCCCGCCGCUGCGGCUGGCGGCGGCGCCGGCGGCGGACGAGAUGGUGCCGUCGCCGUCGUCCGCGACGCAGGCGGUGCUGCAGCUGCUGGCGCGGCUCACGCGCAAGCACUCCAACGCAGCGCUGGCCGCAUCCGCGGGCGUGCCGCGGCUGAUGCUGCGCCUGCCCUGGUCCUGCCUGCUGCCCAACGCCGCACGCCAGGAGCCCCACAUGCUGGCCAUCCUGCGCCACGUGCUAGAAGACCCCGCCACGCUGGGCGGCUGGAUGGAGGCCGAGCUGCGGAACUUCUUCGCGCAGCGCUCGCGCAACGCCGCCGGCGGCGGCCUGUUUGGCGGCGGCGGCGGCGGCCGGGGGCGCGGCGGCGCCGGCGGCGACGUGCCUGUACCCAUGGCCACCUUCCUGGCGUCCAUGUCCCGACUGCUCAACAGGGACCCGUUCGUGUUCCUGGAUGUGGUCAUGCGCUGCUGCAACGUGGACGCCACCGGCACGCCCAUGCUGAGGCUCAAGCGAGCCGACGGCGCCGCCGCCGCCGGGGCCGCCGCCGCAGCAGGCGGCCACGACCCCAUGGACCUCACGCCCGCGCCCUCCGGCAGCACCGCCGCCGCGGCGGCGGCGCUGGCCGCCUCCGGCGGCGCAGCCGCAUUGGCGGCGGAGGCGCCGCCGCCAAAGACGCCUGGCGGCGCCGCCGCUGGCGGCGCGGCGGCGGUGCCGCCGACGUUGGCGAAGAUCACGCGCAAGUCUGUUCCGGCCAGCUUUGUUGACGUCAUUGAUGCGCUGGUGGAUGUGAUUAUGGCGUACAAGGGCCCCGCGCCGCCGCCGCCAGCCCCAGCAAAGGAGGACGGCGCCAAGGCGGCGACGGAGCCGGCAAAGGAGGGCGAUGCGGCCGCGCCUGCUGCCGCCGCAGCCGAGUCCAUGGAGGUGGAUGCGGCCGGUGCUGGCUCCGCCGCCACCGCCGCCGCUCUCGCGACGGCGGCUGCGCCGGCGGCGGCUGUGGCUGACGCCGCCGCCAAGCUGGCUGCGCAGCAGGCGGAGGCGGAGGAGAAGCUGGCGGAGCUAAUGCGCAAGUCCAGUGAGGCGGUGCGGCAGCGGCUGGCGCUGCGCUUCCUCACCGACUUCUCCCUGCUCUUCAGCCCCACAGUGGGACUGCUGCUCAAGCGAGAUGAGCAGCUGGCGGCGACGGCCGCCGCGGCCGUGGCGGCGGCGGCGACCGCCGCCGCCGCCGGCAGCUCGGCGGACGGCUCCGCCGCCACCGUCAAGAAGGAUGAUGGCGGCAAGGAGAAGGAGAAGGAGGGCAAGGACACGCACGCGCCGCGCGAUAAGGAGAAGGAGGAGAAGACUCCUCACGCUAAGCGCGGCGGUGCGGCUGGCGGCGCCGCGGGCGCUGCGGGCGGCGCCGCCACCGGCGGCAAGCACGAGGCUGCGCCCACCACCGGCAAGAAGAGCCACAAGAAGCAGCAGCAGCCGCACCACGACGAUAAAGACAAGGAGAAGGAGGCUCACAGCAGUAAGAAGGACAAAAAGGAGAAGGAGCACAAGGACAGCAAGGAGCACAAGGACAAGGAGGAGGAGGGCGGCAAGGACACGGCAGCGGCCAAGGACGCCAAGGACGGCGGCAGGGACGCCGCCGACCCCCACGCCGCGGCUGCUGCUGCGGCAGGCGCUGGCCAGCACCGUGCCGGCGCAUUGCUGCGGCAGCUGAUUCACGUGCACCUGGUGGCGGGCGACCAGGCGGCGGCGGCGGGCGGCGCCGGCAGCGCCGCGGCGUCGGAGGCGCAGAUGACCGCCAAGGUCAACGAGCUGCUGCAGGCGCUGUGUGUGCGCUCCGUGGAGGGCCGCCGCCGCGUCAUCUCAGAGCUAGUCUACACGCUCACCAUGGGCCUGCCGCCCCAGUCCGCGCAGCACCAGCACCACCAGCAGCAGUCGGUGCUGGACGCCGCGCACCGCGAGCUCAUCCUGCGGGCGCCGGGCGCGGCUGCGGCGGCCGCCGCCGCGGGGCCCUUGCUUGAGAAGCCCGGCUUCCCCGCGCCGGCCAAGCUCCGCGCCGCCAUCCAGCUGGUGGGCAGUCUGGUGGAGAACAGCGGCGCCGCCGCCGCGCAGGCCGACCCGCGGCGGCCGGGCGGCCCCGGCGCCGCCACCGUGAGCACCGAGAUCCUGCGCACCAUGCGCGAGUACGGCAUGGUGCGAGCGCUGACCGGCACGCUGCGGCUGGUCAACCCCGACCACCCGCGCGCGCACACGGCGGUGCAGUCGAUCCUCCGCCCGCUGGAGCUGCUGACGCGGCACGCAGGCACCUGGGGGCCCAAGCUGCUGGCUAGCGGCGGCGGCGGCCCUGGCGGCCCCGCGGCGGCGGCGGGCGUGAGCCCCACCACGCGCGGCGGCGCUGGCGGCCGGUCAGGCCACGCGGCGGCGGGCGGCGGCGCCGACGACGAGAUGCGUGCGGAGGCGGGGCCGGCGGCGCUGCGGGCCAUGGGUCGGCGGCGCGGCAGCGACGUGGUGGACAUGCUCAUCAGCCGUAUCGACGAGGCCAUGGAGGGCAUGGGCGCGCGCCACGUGGGCUCCUCGGACGAGGAGGACGAGGACGAGGACGACGACGAGCUGCUGGCGGAGGGCGGGCGGCGCCGCCGGCGCCACCGGCGCCACGCCGAGGGUGCGGAGGGCGAGGAUGAGGAGGACGAUGACCUCGUGGACCUUGAUGAGAUGGAGGAGGACGACGAGGAUGAGGACGAGGAGGGCGAGGAGGGCGAGGACGAGGAUGAUGAGGGCGAGGAGGGAGACCUGGCGGAUGAGAUGCAGAUGCAGCGCCUGCAGGACGAGAUGAGUGAGGACGCCGAGGCGGAGGAGGGCUUUGACGACGACGAGGAGGCGCACGCGCUGCUGCACGGCGGCGACGACGACGACGUCGACGACAUCGAUGUGGAUGACGACCUCGGCGACCUGGGCGACAUCGCGGGCAUGGCCAUGGGCGACCCCGAUGACGACCUGGAUGAGGAUGACGACGAGGGCGAUGAGGAUGAGGAUGAGGAUGAUGAGGACGGCGAUGAGGAUGACGACCACCACGACUUGCACGGCGAUGAGGAGGAGGAGGGCGAGGACGUGGACGGCGAGGGCGAGGGCGGCGCCGCCGGGGAGAUCGUCGACGAGGAGGAGGACGUUGAGGGUGACGGCGGUGACGAUGCGCACGACCCCUUCGCGGACCCCCACGGCGGCGGCGGCGGCGCGGCCAACGGCGGGCUGGGCGGCCUGGCCGCCGACGGCGCUGACGGCAUGAACCUGCUGGCGGAUGGGGACGAGGAGGCGGACGGCCGGGCCGAGGACGACGAGGAGGAUGAGGAGGACGAGGGCGACGACGAGGGUGACGGCACCGAGCCCGACUACGGCGACGAGGAGGAGUACCUGGCGGGCAUGGAGGCGGACGGCACCGAGGGAGGCCGCGCGGCGCAGCUGUUCCUAAACAUGGGGGCCCCCGGCGACAUGGACGACCUGGGUCUGCUGGGCGGCGCCGCCAACGGCAUGGGCGGCGGCGGCCGCGGCGCCAACGCCCUGGCCGAGCUGCUGCAGGCCGGGGCCGACUGGGGCGCACCCGGCGGCCGCCGCAACCGCACCUUCCGCUACCGCCUGGCGGCGGGCGACGGCGGCGCCGCAGCAGGCGCCGGCGGGCUGAUGGGCGGCGCCGGCGGCGCCGCCGGCGGCGAGGGCGGCGCGCUGGACCCAGCGCACCUGCUCAGCCUGGCCACGACGCUCAUGCCCACGCAGCAUAGGCUGUUGAUGGGCCGCGGCGCGGCGCCGGCGCCUGGGUCUAGUGCCGCUGCCGCGGCGGCGCUGGCGGCGGGUAACGUGCUUCCGCUGACGGCGGCGCAGGGCGCCGCCGGCACCGCCGGCGCGGCGGCCGCGGCGGCGGCGGUGAUGCCGCAGAUGCUGCUGCAGAUGCAGGGCGGCGAGAUUCCGUCGGCGCAGAUGCUUGCCGCCAUCCAGGACAUGAUUGACGCCACGCUGGUGAACAUGGGCGGCGCGGCGACCGGUGUAGGCCGAGCCAACAUCGCCUUCCAGUGGGAGGCCGGCGGCAUGCCGCUGGGCGGCGGCGGCCGCGGCGGCAACCCCUUCGCUCCGCGCGCCGUGGGCCUGGGCUCCGGCAUCGACGAGAUGGCUCGGGCCCUGGGCGAAAUGCCGUACCCGGGCGCCGGCGGCGCGGGCCGCGGCGUGCGGGAGGAGCCGCGGACCGGCGUCGACGGCGCCAUCGACGCACGCACUCUGGAGUCGCAGCUGGUAGCGCUCAUGCGCAGCCGGCAGCCGGCGGCGCCACAGCCCGCUGCGGCAGCGGCCGUGUCGCCGACGCAGGCCCAGCAGCAGCAGCCAGGCGGGGCAGCGGGCGCGGCGGCUGCCGCUCAGCCGGCGGCAACACCAGCGCCUGCCGCUGCCGCACCCGCAGCGGCCGAGCCCACCGCGACAGCCGCAGCAACGCCUGCGCCGGCCGCCGACGCGGGCACCUCCGCACCCACACCCGCAGCCGCGGCCGCGGCUCCUGCGGCAGUGCCCGCCGCCACCCCCGCGGCCGGACAGGCGGCUGCGGAGCAGACGCCAGGGCCGGCGGCGGCGGCAGCCGCAGGCGUCACGCCCGCGCCCGCACAGGCACCGCGCGCUGCUGCGGCGCCGCCUGCCCCGCCUGCCCGACCCGGGCGGCGUGCUGCCCAGGGCGGGCGUGGCGGCGCAAGUGCUGGCGGCGGCGCCGCCUCCACCGGCGCCCGCCUGGACCUGGGUCUGGUGUCUGAGGCACUCGCAGCGGCCAUGUCCAGUCUACCCACCCCAGCAACCGCGGCCGCAGCUGCAGGCGCAGCUGCGGCGGCGGCGCAGCCGCCAGCGGCUGCCGCCGCGGCACCGCCGCCGCCGGAGGCGGCGGCGCCUGCUGCGGCUGCGUCUGCGCCGGCCGCAGCCGCGGCUGCGGCUCCCGCCGCGGCUCAGGACCAGGACACGGAAAUGGAGGACGCCGCGCCGUCGUCGGCGGCGCCGGCCGAGUCGGACCCCAUGAGCGCUGACGUCGGCAGCACCGGCACCGCCGCCGCGGCGACUGCGGCAGCCACCACGGACACCGCUGCCGCCGUACCCGCCGCCGCGCCGGCGCCGGAGGCGGCGCCAACGGCCGCGGCAGCUGACUCGAUAGAUGAGCGGUUGCGGCGUGCGGCGCUGGCAGCGGGCAUCGACCUUGCGUUCCUGGAGGCGCUUCCUGAGGACCUCCGAGCGGAAGUGCUCGCCAUGCAUGGGGCGGUGAUUGAGGACGCACCGCCGCCGGCCCCGGCCCCGGCUUCGGCUCCGGCGGUGGCGGCAGCGGCAGCGGCUGCGCCGCCCGCUGCCGUCGCGGAGCCGGCGCCAGGCACAACUGCCGCCGCACCCGAGGCCGCCGCAACAAGCGAAAGCGCUCCGGCGGGGGCUGAGGGCGCAGCCGGCGAGGCUGCCCCUGGCGACGCCGCUGGUGGCGCUGCCGCUGCCGCGCCCGCGGCGGAAGGCGCCGAUGCCGGCGGCGCUGCUGGCGGCGGCGACGCCGGUGGCGGUGACGCUAUGGCGGUGGACGACGACGGCGUGGAUCCGGAGUUCUUGGCGGCGCUGCCUGAGGACCUGCGUCAGGAGGUGCUGGCGCAGCAGCGCGCGGAGCAGGAUCGCCGCCGUCGGGAGGAGGAGCGGCGGCGCGCUGCCGCCGCCGCUGCCGCGGCGCCCGGCCCUGCGGAGCUGGACCUUGCCUCGCUGCUGGCCACCUUCCCGCCCGACGUGCGGGAAGAGGUGCUGCUGACGUCAGACGACGCGCUGCUGUCCACACUGCCGCCCGCGCUGCGCGCCGAGGCACUGGCGCUGCGCAGCCGCUACCAGCGCAACCAGGCAAUGGCGGCGGCAGCCGCCGCCGCGGCGGCGGAGGCGCCGCAGGGGCUGGGUGGCGCCGGUGGCGCCGCCGCUGGCGGCGCCGCCGCCGGCGGGCCGAUGCGGAUACGCGUGGGCAUGCCCGGCGGUGUGGUGGCGGCGGACGCCAUCCCGGCGGGCGCGCGCAUCGGCGUGAUGCGCGGCGGGCGGCUGCACCUGAUGGGCGGGCCGGGCGCCGGCGCGGCGGCGCAUCGCGGCGGCGCGGCGGGCGGUGUGCCUGGCACUGGUGCGGCGGGCCGCCCGGGCGCGGCCAAGACUGACGAGGACGAGGAGGCUGCUGAGGGCCCGGCGCUGCUGGACGAUGGCGAGCUGGCGGCGCUGGUGGGGCUGCUGCGGAGCGGCGCACUGCAGGCAGCGCGCGCGCCGCUGCAGCGCGUGCUGGGCAACCUGUGCGGCCACCCCACCACGCGGCGGAAGCUGCUGGCCCUGCUGCUGGACAUGAUGCGGGCAGCCACGCCGCAGCUGCCGCCGCCCUCCGGCGCCGAAGCCUCGGAAGGCGCCGCCGAUAUGGAAGUGGAGGCCGCCACCGCCUCGGCGGCAGCGGCCGCAGGGCCGGCCGGCGACGCCCCCGGUGCUACUGCCGGAGCGGCCGCGGCCGCGGCCGUCACCACCACGUCGCAGGCGCAACAGCAGCCCACGGACGCACAGCUGCGGCGGGUGAUGGAGGUGCUCAUCAGCCUCAGCCGCAACUCCACCAAGGUCUCCACGCUCCUGCUGUACCUACGUGCGGCGACAGCCGCCGCGGCGGCGGCGACCGCCGCCGAAGGCGGCGCGCCGCAGGAGGACGCCAAGGGCAAGGGCCCGGCGGCGCCAGCCGCCGCCACCGCCUCCACAUCAUCCACGUCGGCAGCACCCGGCCCGAACACGCUGGAGCUUCUGCUGAUGUCGAUGGGGCGGCCGGCGGGGCCGGCGCGCGGCAGCAGCGGCAAUGCCACGCUGGACCUGUCGCUGCGGCUGGCGGACCUGCUGCUAGGCAUGGCGCUCACGCGCGUGGGCGAGCUGCGGCAGCAGGAGGCGGAGGCGUGGGCGGCCGCGCAGGCGGCAGCGGACGUGGCGAAGCAGCACGAGGCGGAGCAGAAGGCGGCGGCGGAGGCGGCCGCGGCCGGAAAGGGAGCGGAUGGCGCAGCUGCGGGUGCUGCGGGUGCCAGCACGGGCGCGUCGGAAGGCGGCGCGGCGGCGAUGGAGACGGAGCGGCCAGCAGGAACGGAAGCGGCAACGCCUGCGGCUGCACCAGCGCCUGCAGCUGCAACUCCCGCACCCAAGGCGUCGUCGUCACCGUUCAGCCAGGCAACACCGCCGCCGGCCGUGCCCGCAGCCGGCGCUGCAGCGGCAGCUGCCUCUGGCGACGCGGCUGGCGCCGGCGCCGCAGCGCCAGUGGAGCCGACGCCGGCGCCCAUCCCGGAGGACGUGCGCGCGGAGCUGGCGUCGCUGCCCGCACGCCGCCGUGCCGACGAGCUGUGCGCGUCGAUGGAGUCGCUGCCGCCGCCGUUGGUGCGGCACGUGCCGCUGCUGCUGGCGCGUCCGGGGCUGGCGGAGGCCGCCUACGGCCGCGUGUCGGCGGUUAUGCAGGGGCUGGCGUGCGCCGCGCCGCAAGCUCACGCGCUGCCGCUGCUGGCCACGCUGACGGACGAGCUGUGCCGGCUGGGCGCCGCCGUGACGGAGCUGUUGGCGCGCGGCGCCAAGGCGGGCGUGUCGGACGCCGACAGCGCCGUGAUCACGGGCAUGGCGCAGCAGGGCGGCCACGUGCUGCGCCUGCUGCGCGCGCUGCAGGCCUUCCGCAGCAUGCCCGACGCCAAGAUGCACCAGCUGCUGCUGCCGCCCAUGCCGCCCGCCGCCGAGGAGGAGGCGGCGCGGGAGGAGGCGGCGGCAGCCGCCGCCGCGGCGGGCGCGGGGCCCAGCAGCAGCCGCGCGCCGGCGCCGCCGGCGCCGCACCGCAACUACCGUGUGGUGGCCAAGGAGGCGUUUGCGGCGCUGCCCAACGAGGUCAAGGCGGCUCUGGCGUCUGCAGGCACCCACCUGGAGCCGCUGUGGGCGGCGCUGUCCGCAUGCAUCUCCGCCAUCGAGGACUCCAUGGGCAAGGCGCCGGGCGCAGGCACCAGCGGCGGCGCCGGCGGCGCGGUGGCAGACGGCGCGGACGGCGCCGCGGCCGGCGAGGCCGGGCAAGGCCAGGAGCCGGCGGCGCUCAACGCGGCCGGCGCAGCCGCCGCCGCUGCUGCGGCGGCUGCGGGCGGUAGCUCCUCCCGCACGCUGCCGCCCGGCGCGGGCCAGGUGCUGCCACUGGUGGAGGCCUUCUUCGUCAUGUGUGCAUUGCGCGACGCCAUACCCGCGGCCCCCACCGCGGCGCCCGGCGGCGGCUCCACCGCCGCCGCCUCUACCGACGCCGCCGCGGGCCUGGCGGCGGGCGUAUCCUCCGACAUGUCCGCGCUGGCGGCGCAGGCCGCCGCCGCCUACCGCAGCUCGGGCGACGGCUCCGCGCGCGGCGCCUCGCCGCCGCCCGCCGCGUUGGCCAGCGCCAGCCGCGGCGCCAGCGGCCAGCUGCCCACUGCUGGAGCCGCCAGCGCCGCCGGCGCCGCCGCGGCUGCGGCGUCCGCCGCAGCGGGCGCCAGCACCGCCGCCGCGGCGUCGGCAGCCAAGGCUGAGGAGGACCGCACCGCUCUGUUCAUGCACUUCGCGGAGCGGCACCGCCGCCUCAUGAACGCCUAUCUUCGCCGCGCGCCGGCGCUGCUGGAGGGCUCGCUCAGCCCGCUCAUGUCUGUGCCGCGCCUGAUCGACUUCGACAACAAACGCUCCUGGUUCCGCACGCGCGUGCGCUCGCCCGCCGACGCCGCGGCGGAGCGGCCGUACGGCAGCCUGCGGCUGGCGGUGCGGCGCGAGCACGUGUUCGAGGACAGCUUCUACCAGCUGCGCGGGCGGCCGGCGGAGGAGAUGCGGCUCAAGCUCAAUGUCACGUUCCAGGGCGAGGAGGGCAUUGACGCGGGCGGCGUGACGCGCGAGUGGUACCAGGUGAUGGCGCGCGAGAUGUUCAACCCCAACCUGGCGCUGUUCGUGACGGUGCCCGAGGGCGGCUCCACCUUCCAGCCCAACCCCAACAGCCACGUGCAGAACGACCGCGGCAUCAGCCACCUGGACUACUUCCGCUUCGUGGGGCGGGUGGUGGGCAAGGCGCUGCACGACGGGCAGCUGAUCGACGCCUACUUCACGCGCUCCUUCUACAAGCACAUGCUGGGCUCGCCGCUGACGCACGUGGACCUGGAGGCCGUAGACCCGGAGUACUACAAGGCUCUGUCCUGGAUGCUGUCCAACGACAUCACGGACGUGCUGGACCUCACCUUCACCGCCGAGACCGACUUCUUCGGCCGCAAGGAGACGGUGGAGCUGGUGCCGGGCGGCAAGGACCUGCGCGUCACCGAGGCCAACAAGCUGCAGUACGUCAACCUGGUGGCGAGGCACCGCAUGACCACGUCCAUCACCGCGCAGAUCAACGCCUUCCUGGAGGGCUUCUGGCAGUUGGUGCCGCGCCAGCUCAUCUCCAUCUUCAACGACCACGAGCUGGAGCUGCUCAUCAGCGGCCUGCCCGACAUCGACGUGGACGACCUGCGUGCCAACACCGAGUACAGCGGCUACAGCGCCACCUCGCCCGUCAUCAGGUGGUUCUGGGAGGCUGUGGGCGAGAUGGACAAGCAGGAGCGCGCGCAGCUGGUGCAGUUCGUGACGGGCACCAGCAAGGUGCCGCUGGAGGGCUUCAAGGCGCUGCAGGGCAUCAGCGGGCCGCAGAAGUUCCAGAUCCACAAGGCCUACGGAGACGGCUCCCGCCUGGCUAGCGCGCACACGUGCUUCAACCAGCUGGACCUGCCAGAGUACGAGUCCAAGGAGCAGCUGGUGGAGCGGCUCAAGGUGGCGGUCAGCGAGGGCAACGUGGGAUUCGGGUUCGGGUAGAGCCAACGGUUCACCGGCAGCGCCAGUGCCGGUGCAGGAGGCGCGGAGGAGCACGCGUAAGAGGAGGAGAAAGGGAGGGACGGAUGCGAGAAGGGUGUGGGGAGCGGGAGGCAGGUGCAAGUGUGGGAACGGAGCAAGGUGGAGGCGGGGCUCCGCCAAGGUGUGGGAAUACUGCGGAGGAAUGGUGUGAGUACGAAGAGCUCCGUGCUACAGCUCGCGGUAGAGGCUAGGUCAGAGGCCAGGUGUUGCUGGCUGGACAGAGACGCACACACAAUACGCGGGAGAGACGCCCGCGUGCCGCCUGCGGGUUUGGAUAGGUGUGCCUCGCUUGCGUCCGACGUAAGAGGAAGAGGGUGUGCACACUGCUUAGGUCUACCCUGAUUCCUGAGUUUAGGUUACAACCCACCAGGUGACUGUACCACUGCCGCCACAGACAGGAGCAGGCCAGGUGUACGAACAAUUGUGUUGGGCGCUUACGCACGGCGCUGAUGGAAGAUUGCAGGUUUGGGUGCAAGGGUACGGUGCGGUACGUAGUACGUACAAGGCAUGUAGGUUGCUAGCGGUUGGUUAAGGGCGUUGUGAGGUACCGGCGCUUCAGCAAUGCAGGGACGCACACUGAAGGCCGUGCACAGCAACAUGGCGAUCAAGUAAUUGACCUUG
Chlamydomonas reinhardtii is the source of this 17401-nucleotide messenger RNA. RefSeq lists its product as uncharacterized. Gene Ontology annotation, molecular function: ubiquitin-protein transferase activity; protein binding. NCBI's taxonomy places the organism in Eukaryota, Viridiplantae, Chlorophyta, Chlorophyceae, Chlamydomonadales, Chlamydomonadaceae. The transcript is spliced from 36 exons. Bases 98 to 16741 code for a protein of 5547 amino acids. Gene Ontology annotation, biological process: proteasome-mediated ubiquitin-dependent protein catabolic process; protein polyubiquitination; positive regulation of protein catabolic process. The record is from RefSeq and is a predicted model, not a curated record.